AUGUCUCAAUGUACUUUCAAUCCCUGCGAUUACCCCGAUCUACACAUUGCAGUCAGUGGUCAACCUCAUUAUCGUCAGUUACUCGAUGACAACAACCAAGUUAUCGGUGAAUGGUUUAAGUUCAUGUAUCUUGACCAAAGCGAUAUCGGCAAAUUCAAUGAUCCUGAAAUUCUCCGUCUUCACAAAAAUCUUGCUGAACACGUACGUGGCAAUUUCGAUUACGGGUUGCAGAAAUGGGAGUCAGGUUUCCAGAAAUUCGAUCACGAUAUGACUGGUAAUCGUGAUGGUCCGAAUACCGCCUAUACGACCGGAAUCGCACUUCAAGGUUCUUACGCAGCAGCCCCUGCUGUACAUUCAACUUGGGAGAAAACUAAAGAUCCUGAAUUUAUGCAAUGGUUGGCCAAAUUCCAUUGUAUCCUUGGCGAUCUUGGUGGACGUGUUAUGUCAACUGUUAUGGACGACGUCUAUAAUCAAUUCACGAAGGAAAGACAUGAACGUUACAAUCCACCAUUUUUUGGGCCAUCUACUGGUUCACAAACCUAUUUCACUUCAUCGCAAAUCAACCGUAGUACCAACACAAUGAGAUUGCAAGGUACAGCUGCCGGUGUUCAUUGUGAUUCCACAGACGAUGAACUUUCCUUUUCGCUUGCUCUUAACGUGUCGGUCAUCAAAGAUUCAACUUCGCUUGGAUACUUCUGGUUUCCUGAUUUCGAUACAUUGAUCCCAGUCAAACCAAUGUCUAUGAUCAUUUUUCAAGGUAUCGAAGAACACACUGGAAUGCCGAUGGUUCUAGAUAACAACGAUUCCUCAUCUCUCCCUUUCGGAUAUACUGAAGAUACCCGUUUCAAUAUUAUCUGUUAUCCUAAAGGACCGACAAUGAAGAAUACCACCUAUCGGAAUUAUGGUAGCUUUGUCAAUUCUGCGCCGGAACGUCCUAAUCUCAUGGCUGAUGCUCUUUCUAGUUUUGGGGGAAAGGAAAACUAUGAUACGUGGAGAGCUAGAGAGAUUUUAAGAGUUAAUAUUCCGAAUAUCAAAAAUAUUUUUGGAAGACACAUUGCAAUUAAUAUUGAUGCUGAAGCUCAAUAUAAUUCGAUUUCUUUUCCGGAUAACGAUUCGCAGUAUACACUCACUCCCUAUUCCGUUUCUGCAAACAAUUCCGUUGAAGUUGAGAAUCUUACACCACCGGAAUCACAAGCGGUAAUCACUACACAACAUACCCCAUAUCAAACUAUUAAUAUCAAAGAUAUUUUUGAUAAUACUUUGUUUGAUACCUUUAUCGACAAACUCCGUCAGAAAAUCAACUUUGUACGCCAUACACCUUUUAAAUCAUCCAUUACCGAAUCAAAUUCGAAUGCGAUAACAUCAUUGAUAACCAAUUCGAAUGUUGAAAAUCCGAUUAAUCAGAAUUCGAUUCAUAUUGCGGAAGAUGAAAACGAUAUCAAUGAUAUUUCUGAUAUUCAACUGUUUGAAUAUAAUUCAGAAAAAAAUCAAAAUCUUUUCGAUCAUAUCGGUGUCGACAAUGAUAAUGAUAAUGAACCUCCAGUACGUACGGUUGAUGAUAUCAAUUCCUUUGAGCUGUUUGAAUUGGGGGCUAUCGAAAACUUUAUUGCGACACUCAAGGAAACAUCAUUAAUGAUGAAGAAUCAACAUACGUUUUCAAUCCGCGACGAAUUAAAAGAUCAAAUCCCGUUCCUUCCACCUGUUGAUCAAACUGAAAUACAAGAUCCAUCUCGCUUCAUUCCUGAUUUCUCAACUACUUAUUCCCGUAUUUUGGGAACGCUCUCAAAAAAAGCAAGUCAGCUAGAUCCCCUCGAAAGUGGUUUACUGGCAGCUCAAGGGAAAUUAGCAUUCGAACAUAUGGAAAUGUUAGAACAUGAUUUUUUCGAUCUGUUCAACCCCACAUCAAAUAUCGUUCUUCCGCCAAACAAUAACGACGAAAAAUCGACUCCGGAAUUAUAUUUGUUUGUACCACCAGUAUAUGACUUUGCAUUUCGAUAUGAUGUUAGUAAUAAGCUAUCGAGCCAAACUAUGGAUAAUAUUGUAUCCAUAAUUACCGAGGAGGAAAGUAUUAGGCCAGCAAUUACAGCUGUAAAUCAGCUUGCCAAAAUCCUUUCCGAACAUUUCGACCUUGAUCAAUUAUUUCAACGACGUGGCACCAAAACCUUUAAUUCUUUUCUUGGUACCAAUACACAACAAAACCGGGCUGCUCAACGUUCAGCAAUUUUACCUGUCGGAAAUUCUACCAAACGUAAACAGUUUGACAAUUCUAUAUCGAGAACAGUCAAGCGAUCUAGAAUCGAACGCAUCAGACCGUUUCAACAACCGUUCGAACUUAACGACCUUGAUCUUAAUCGAUUGAAUGAAAGUCUUGAACCAAUCAGUGGUAAUCAGGUAGCAAUUGACGGAGCAUGUUCUAUUCUGAAAUGUUUUUAUUCAGUACUCAAAAUCAAUGAAAUCUGUAUUGAGAUUCUGAAUCACCCAUCGCCGAUACAAUAUUUCGUAACAAAAACCUCAAAUAUCACAAAUUCGACAACUUUGAAAUAUGUUCGUGCAGCAUGCGGAAAAGACGUCGAUAAGGAUAAGCUUUUAUGUGCAAGGACUCAAGACCACUUGGAAAGAUCAGGAAAGACAGUUGAAUCCACGUACCGAACCGAGCUUUCUGAUGCUUCGAGUCUAUGGACAGAUGAGUAUAAAAGCGAUUCAAGUUGA
This is a messenger RNA of Morchella sextelata, 2709 nucleotides long. RefSeq lists its product as uncharacterized. The record is from RefSeq and is a predicted model, not a curated record. Lineage: Eukaryota; Fungi; Ascomycota; Pezizomycetes; Pezizales; Morchellaceae. Bases 1 to 2709 code for a protein of 902 amino acids. The transcript has 4 exons.